Glycine soja is the source of this 4876-nucleotide messenger RNA. RefSeq lists its product as uncharacterized. Gene Ontology annotation, molecular function: ATP binding; protein kinase activity. Lineage: Eukaryota; Viridiplantae; Streptophyta; Magnoliopsida; Fabales; Fabaceae. Gene Ontology annotation, biological process: protein phosphorylation. Bases 486 to 4643 code for a protein of 1385 amino acids. The record is from RefSeq and is a predicted model, not a curated record. The transcript has 14 exons.
UUGGUGCAUUUUUUAUUCUAAUUAUAAGAAAUAUAAACUUUAAAUCAUUGAUUUUUAUUCCCUUAUUUUAUAAAAUGUUUCAAAAGUCUGGAACAAAGUAAAAAAUUCUACAAUACUCUUAUUUCAUUAUCUUGGGUCUGGACGUGGCAUAAAGCUAAAUUUAUUUUGAAUGGGUAGGUACGAUAGUGUUUGAAUUUCAUGCCCAAAGCUUCCAGCUGUCUAGAGUUUGGUCUGUACUAAAGCAAAUCCAUCCUCUCCAACCAAAUAUUUUGUGUAACUAAAAUUAAGUCAAAUCCUAACCAUUGAAAUUGGUUAUUACACAAUAAUUAAGAAACAGAAUAUGAUGAUUCAAUGGUAUGCAUCCGUGGUCAAGUGAAUGACUAAUUGCGGGUCAAACAUAAACAAAUUGUCAGAUCUCAAGAACUAUGAAAGCCAACAAGUGUUGAAAACAAAUUAACACACACAUUAUUACAACAUCGUAGACCAUGGUCUCUCCAAAAGUACUUUCUUUCUUUUUUCUACUUUUUACUCUGAUAUCUCAAGCUACUGCCAAGCCAGAAUACCCAUACGCUGUUUGCAUCACAGAAGGUGGAGAUUAUGCCCCUAAUAGCACCUACCAGACCAACCUCAAUACCGUUCUUUCAAGGAUCAUUUCCACCACACAAAAUGAUUAUGGCUUCUACAAUUCCUCCUAUGGCCAAGAACCCGACAGAGUCUACGCAAAUGGGCUUUGCAGAGGAGACGUUACCCCACAUGCUUGCCUUACUUGCCUCAACAAUUCUCAUUUACUUCUCCUAAAGCAGUGUCCACAUCAGAAGCGUGCAAUAGGAGGAUAUGCUGAAUGCAUGCUGCACUAUUCAUAUCGCUCGGUACUAGGUUACUAUGAUUCUGAUUUCCGGGUCUACUUGCAGAGUAAAACUAAUGUAAAAGAUUGGGAUCAGUACAGUUACGUGCUGAUGAAGUUGCUGUCAAGACUAAAAGUGAAAGCUGCAACAACUGAUUCCUAUCUGAAUCGUAAAUAUGCUUCAGGAAAUGCAACAAUUCCGGGUUCUCAAACUAUAUUUGCCGUUGUUCAGUGCGCACCUGACUUGACAGUGGCACAAUGCAACGACUGCUUAGAUGGUGCCAUUUCAGAAAUACCAAAAUGUUGUAAUCACAUGUCAGGUGGUGUGGUUAUUAAAUUCAGGUGUAACUUCAGAUACGAGAGCUCUAGGUUUUAUGAGCCAACGGCUGAUACACUAACACUACAAUUGUCACCACUAGAAUCUCCAUCUCCUUCACCUACACCAGCAUCUACAACUGCAAAUUACCCAGAGAGUACUUAUCAUGGAAAAGGCAACAAAUCACAAGCUGCAAUCGCUAAAUAUGUUGUGCCUAUUGUUGUCUUUGUUGGGUUUCUGAUCUUUGUUUGCAUCUAUUUAAGAGUGAGAAAGCCAACAAAACUGUUUGAGAGUGAAGCUAAGGUUGAUGAUGAAAUUGAGCAAGUAGGGUCAUCACUAUUUGACUUUGACACCAUCAGAGUCGGUACAAACAACUUCUCCCCUGCCAACAAGCUAGGACAAGGUGGAUUUGGACCUGUUUACAAGGGGAUGCUCUUCAAUGAACAAGAAGUAGCAAUCAAAAGGUUAUCUAGCAAUUCUGGCCAAGGAGAAAUUGAAUUCAAGAAUGAAGUGCUAUUAAUGUCCAGGCUUCAGCAUCGAAAUUUAGUUAGACUCCUUGGUUUCUGUUUUGAAAGAGAAGAACGACUCCUUGUCUAUGAGUUUCUUCCUAAUAAAAGCCUUGACUACUUCUUAUUUGACCCCAUCAAGCGUGCACAUUUGGACUGGAAAACACGCUACAAAAUAAUUGAAGGCAUUGCACGUGGCCUUCUUUAUCUUCAUGAGGAUUCUCAGAGGAGGAUUAUUCACCGUGAUCUCAAAUUGAGUAAUAUUCUUUUAGAUGCCGAUAUGAAUCCCAAGAUUUCAGAUUUUGGCUUUGCAAGGCUGUUUAAUGUGGAUCAAACUCUGUUUAAUGCAAGUAAAAUUGCAGGAACCUACGGAUACAUGGCACCUGAGUAUGCAAGGCAUGGAAAACUCUCAAUGAAGUUAGAUGUCUUUAGUUUUGGUGUAAUAAUACUAGAGAUUGUAAGUGGCCAAAAGAAUGGUGGAUUUCGUAAUGGAGACAAUGUGGAGCAUCUAUUAAGCAUUGCUUGGACAAACUUGAGGAAAGGAACAACAACUAAUAUUAUAGAUCCCACCUUAAAUAAUGCUUUCAGAGAUGAAAUAGUUAGAUGCAUUUACAUUGGGCUACUUUGUGUUCAAGAAAAGGUUGCUGAUAGACCAACAAUGGCUUCAGUGGUGCUUAUGCUUGAGAGCCACUCUUUUGCUUUACCAGUUCCUUUGCAACCAGCUUAUUUUAUGAACAACAGUUGUUUAUCAGACAUCCAGUUUUUGGGGUGCAGUUCUGCGGAAACAGGAUCAAAUGAACAGAGAAGUAACUCUGCUGAUGUAUCAGCAAAUGAGGCUUCAAUUAGUAGUCUAUAUCCUCGGAAGGAGUAUGAGACAAUGGUUGCACAUGGGUUUAAAAAUAAAACUAUGGGUUCAUUAAUUAUGGGAGCUUGCCAUCAAUCUUCUCUUUGUCACAUCCCAUUCAUUCACAAUUUCAGGAUGGCUGCUAUGGCCAUAGUUUCUAAAACUUUGCUCUUAUUUGUUAUUCUCCUUGUCAAUAUGUCUCUAGCCACAGCACAGCCAAACUUCGUAAAAUAUUACUGUAUUGACAAAAAUGGCAACUACACUGCUAACAGCACCUUCCACGCCAAUCUCAACACCCUUUUGUCCAACCUCUCUUCCAACACUGAAAUUGACUAUGGCUUCUACAAUUUCUCCAAUGGCCAAAACUCUGACAAAGUCAACGUUAUUGGGAUGUGUAGAGGAGAUCUUAAGCCAGAAUCUUGCCGAAGUUGCCUCAAGAAUUCAAGAAUCCUUCUCACACAGCUUUGUCCAAACCAGAAGGAGGCAAUUGGGUGGUAUGAUCAGUGCAUGUUGCGCUACUCUACCCGCUCAAUAUUUGGAAUUAUGGAAUCUGAUCCUUGGUAUUUGAUAUGGAACAACAGAAAUGCAACAAAUGAGGAUCAGUAUAAUGAAGUUGUCGGGGACCUUCUGAGAAGUCUAGGAAACGGAGCUGAAGCAGGUGAUUCUCACCGUAAGUAUGCUCAAGCAAACAAAACAGGUCCAAACUUUCAAACUGUAUAUGCUCAUGUUCAAUGCACACCUGAUUUGUCAGAGUUGGAAUGCAAUCAGUGCUUGUUUAUUGCAAUAUUAUAUAUCCCAAACUACUGUGCUGGUAAGGUACGUUGCAGAAUUUUCGAACCUAGUUGUAAUCUUAGAUUUGACACCACCCCAUACUUUGAUCCUAUUACUACCAUGACUGCGCCGCCUUCGCUGACACCGCAACCAUUUCCUUCUCCUCCUCCAUCCAUUCCUGCCAGGUUCAAAAAAGGUAUGAGCAAAUCAGGGCGAACUGUCAUUGCCAUAAUUAUGCCAAUUGUCUCCAUAAGUACAUUUGUCAUCUUUACGUGCAUGUAUUUAACAGGAAGGAAUAGGAAGAAUUUUGAAAGUGAAUCUGAAGCUGAAUAUGAAAUUGAACCAACUGAGACAUUACAAUUGGACUUCCAAACCAUUAUAGACGCAACAAAUAACUUUGCAGAUGCAAAUAAGGUUGGACAAGGUGGAUUUGGACCAGUCUACAAGGGUAGACUUCCCAAUGGCAAAGAAGUUGCUAUCAAACGGUUGUCCAGGGGUUCUGGCCAAGGAGAUAUAGAAUUCAAAAAUGAACUGCUAUUAGUAGCAAAGCUGCAACACCGAAAUUUAGUAAGACUAUUGGGAUUUUGUUUGGAAACAGGAGAAAGGAUACUGGUGUACGAGUUUCUUCCCAAUAAAAGCCUUGACUACUUCAUAUUUGAUCCAAUCAAACGUUUAUUUUUGGAUUGGGAAAGACGUUACAAGAUUAUAGAAGGUAUUUCUCGAGGUCUUCUUUAUCUUCAUGAAGAUUCAAGACUGCGUAUUAUUCAUCGUGAUCUCAAAGCAAGCAACAUACUCUUAGACGAUGAAAUGAAUCCUAAGAUAUCAGAUUUUGGCAUGGCAAGAUUGCUUGUUGCAGAUCAAAGUCUCGGAAAUACAAUUAGAGUUGUUGGAACCGUUGGAUAUAUGGCACCCGAAUAUGCAAUGCAUGGACAUUUCUCAGUGAAGUCAGAUGUUUUUAGUUUUGGUGUACUAGUUCUUGAGAUAGUGACUGGACACAGAAAUGGUGAUAUCCAUGACAGCGGUUACGUACAACAUCUAAUAAGUUUUGUAUGGAGGAACUGGAGGAAAGAGACUGCCUUAAGUAUUGUAGAUCAAACACUGAGCAAUUAUUCUAGAAAUGAAAUAAUGAGAUGCAUUCAUAUUGGAUUACUGUGUGUUCAAGAAAACUUAGUCAACAGACCAACCAUGGCAACCGUUGUAAACAUGUUUAGCAGUAACUCUCUCACUCUUCCAGUACCCUCUCAACCUGCAUAUUCUAUGAAUGCUAGAGAUCCAUCGGAUACAAGAUUAGAUGAAUCAAGAAACAACUGCAUGCAAGCAUCAUCAAAUGAGGCUUCCAUUAGUGAGUUAGAUCCUCGUUAGAAAAUUUUACUAUAGUGUUGACGACACUCAAAAGCAUUACUUGUUGAUUUUAAUUCAGCUCCCUCAAGCCAAAAGCAUGCUUGUUGUUCAGUGAUAGAAAGAAAGCAUAACUUGUAGAAUUCUCCAAUCACAUCAAAAUCUAAGCUAGCCAUUAAUUUAUAUUAAUACAUCCAGAAUGUAAUAGUGUAAUGAGGGGCUUUGUUAAUUUAUUUUAAUAGAAGUAAUUCAUAAUG